CGACGCUUCUCCUUCCACUAGUAUAUUACCUUGGCUUGAAGCAUGAAGUGCAUGAAACUUGAACUUGAAUCCGCGCUCCGCCGCUCCCAAACACAAUCGUCCUGGUAGUAGAAGAGGCUUUGAAACCUUUUGUGACAGCUAACCCCGUAUUCAUAUUUCGGCGUAAACCGUACGGGGUAAAGAGCUGCUAAUCGAAUUGUUUUUGGAGUGUUUUCUAAUUUUACGAAUUGGAGAAAAUUGCAUUAAAAACUCGCAGCUACACAGAUAAUUACAAUGGCAGGAAUAAGGGUCUUAUUGGGUUAGCCUUCUCAGGCUCCAUUGGAAUGACUUUUCUUGUUUUGGCUUGUGCCUUGCCGCAGUAUAGCAACUGGUGGCCAUUUUUUAUGGUAGCGUUUUAUUUGUUGGCACCUCUUCCUGUGGUGGUUUCACGAAGAUAUGGAGAUGGCACAGGAAAUACAAACCCUUGUCGUGAGAUUGCCCUGUUCAUUACAGCAUGCAUUGUUGUGUCUGCCUUCAGUCUCCCCAUUGUUCUAGCCAGAGCUCCAGCAAUGACACCAGUGAUUGCGUGGGGUUCUGCAGGUUUAGUUAUCACGGCCAAUAUUGUCGUGUUUCUCACUAUCUUGGGAUUUUUCCUCGCUUUUGACAAUGACGACGUGGAUUAUAGCAUGUGGUGAGAAUUCUUUGCUAAAGGUGCCAACAAGUCCCUAUCUGUGUAAAUAGAGCAACUUUUGGUUUGGUUGUUUAAAAAUCUGAAUUUCUCGAAUUCGUCGAGCGGACACUUCUACUUCUUUUCAUUAUUCUCUAUUAUUUUCCCUACAAACCGUUUAUCUAUAAGCGCUUUCAUCCUUGUCUUCAUCACCUGGAAUUUGAAAAAAAAACAAAAAUUAUGAGUUUUUUUUCCCCUUUCUAAAAGAGAAUUUUUGUGUUGUGUAAUUGGUUAUCCAACGGAUCACGUGACACCUUGGUAACCAUCAUAUACAACUUCAAAUACAAAGCUACUGUUGUCUUUUCGGA
This is a messenger RNA of Daphnia magna, 1014 nucleotides long. Its product is annotated as leptin receptor gene-related protein. The record is from RefSeq and is a predicted model, not a curated record. Bases 324 to 674 code for a protein of 116 amino acids. Gene Ontology annotation, biological process: late endosome to vacuole transport via multivesicular body sorting pathway. The transcript has 4 exons. NCBI's taxonomy places the organism in Eukaryota, Metazoa, Arthropoda, Branchiopoda, Diplostraca, Daphniidae. Gene Ontology annotation, cellular component: endosome.